Mya arenaria is the source of this 1006-nucleotide messenger RNA. Its product is annotated as cytidine deaminase-like. Gene Ontology annotation, cellular component: cytosol. Bases 226 to 654 code for a protein of 142 amino acids. The record is from RefSeq and is a predicted model, not a curated record. The transcript is spliced from 4 exons. NCBI's taxonomy places the organism in Eukaryota, Metazoa, Mollusca, Bivalvia, Myida, Myidae. Gene Ontology annotation, molecular function: cytidine deaminase activity; zinc ion binding.
ACACUACGGUAGUAAAUACCUUAAGAUUGAAAUGUCGAUAUUAAUAUAAGUUGAGUUUAUUGCACUUCAGUUAUAAACUUAUAAAUAGCUAUAUAAACACGAACCUUACAGACAGUAAUAUUGACGCUAUCAAUGAGUGAAAUUCAGUGAAAUAAAAGUUGGAGUUUCCAAAUUAAGGUAUUUUCGAUAUAUAAGAACACCGUUGUUUUGAGCAAGGAGUUAAUCAUGGAUGAAAAGCAAGUAGACGACCUUGUCAGAAGAUGUCAGGAGGCCAAGGAACAAUCUUACAGCCCGUACAGCAAGUUCAGGGUUGGGGCGGCUCUUCUAUGCCAAGAUGGAAGAAUAUAUACAGGAUGCAACGUGGAGAAUGUCUCCUAUGGACUCACAAUCUGUGCGGAGAGGACCGCUCUGGUCAAGGCCGUAUCUGAAGGUCACCGGAAGUUCAAGGCCAUCGCCAUAGCGAGUGAUCUUGCCAACAAAACUAUAUCACCCUGCGGUGCAUGUAGACAGUUCCUUGUCGAGUUCGGUGUAAGCUGGGACGUAAUUAUGACGAAACCGGAUAUGACGUAUAAAACGAUGAAAACCGGAGAGUUACUUCCACUAUGUGUUGUCUCGGAAUCUCUAGAAGAAGAGAAAGUCAGCAAACUUGCCUGAAGUCGAUAAACUCGACACAGUAGUUACUUCACUAUGCUGUUCAGUAAAACUGCCGUCACCAUAUUACGUGAUGAUCGUGUCAUUUUUUCUUAUAUAAAUCCAUUUUCUUGCAUUUGAUUUUUUUUAACUUUGAAAACAGCCUAAUGCUAAUAUGUUAUUCUCAAAACAAACUUACAUAGCUUUCGUAUGUGGUGGAAAAGAUCUGCUGUGCUUCUCAAGAGAGAUUACUGCGUUGGGGAUUGGAACAUCUAGUGGUGAAAAUAAUGGUGAAGUCAGUAAAAGGUUGAAGAAAGCAUUUGUAUUUAUACGAAGUAAUUGUAACAAGAAAACGUAAUAAAAAGUAUCAAAAUGA